Molecule: messenger RNA, 1260 nt
Organism: Penicillium waksmanii
Lineage: Eukaryota; Fungi; Ascomycota; Eurotiomycetes; Eurotiales; Aspergillaceae
Product: TBC domain-containing protein
Exons: 3
Coding region: 1-1260 (419 amino acids)
Biological process (GO): positive regulation of GTPase activity; endoplasmic reticulum to Golgi vesicle-mediated transport
Cellular component (GO): endoplasmic reticulum membrane
Molecular function (GO): GTPase activator activity
Source: RefSeq, a predicted model, not a curated record
AUGGAUUCACCAGAUAUCGAACAACGUGAUGGCAGCCCUUCAGAGAGCCCAGGCAUAAUUGACGAUGAGAAACUCUCGGUUGCAUCGUCGAAGGAUUCCCAAGAGUUAUUGAAAAUACAACAAAUGGAAAAGGCACGAGCAGAGAAAGCACAAGCAAUUCGUCAGGCAUGCGAUACCCAUGACGUGGAAGCGCUGGUCUCGUAUGCGACAAGCGAAGGUGGCUUGAUUGAGGAUGAAUUGCGACAAAAGGCUUGGCCCAUAUUCCUGCAAUGCGAUGAAAGCACACGAGUUGACGAUCUCAAACCCCUGGAGAGUUUACCCCGGCAUCGCGAUGAAGAACAGGUUGAGUUAGAUGUCAAUCGCUCAUUUGUUUACUACCCUAAUGCCCCCAAAGAUGAGCUCUCCCAAAAGAAAGAGCAACUUUCCGACCUGAUAACCCAAGUUCUCAGAAACAACCCUAUGCUAUGCUAUUUCCAAGGAUAUCAUGACAUUGUGCAAGUUCUUCUCCUCGUUCUGGGUCGUCAGAAGGCGACACCGGCAAUGGCAAAUUUGUCUCUUUUACGCAUUCGAGAUUACAUGCUUCCGUCACUCUCCCCAGCUGUGAAACAUCUGCAUCUUAUUCCUGCAAUUAUCGAGACAACUGACCCCGUAUUAUGCCAACAUCUCAACAAUAUUCAACCAUUCUUUGCUCUCGCAGCUACUCUUACCCUUUACGCCCAUGACAUUCAGGAAUACAGCGACAUCGCCAGGCUUUUCGACUUCCUCUUGGCUCGAGAACCCGUGGUCGCCAUCUACUUGUUUGCUGCAAUGAUUCUGUCCCGGAAGAAGGAACUCUUAGAAAUACCAGUGGACGAGCCCGAAAUGCUCCAUUUCACGCUUUCUAAACUUCCUUGUCCGCUCGAUCUAGAUGGCCAUAUUUCUAGCGCGGUACAGCUGUUCAAUGACCACCCACCGGACUCGUUACCCUUCAAAGCAUGGAAGCAUAUCUCUCGCUACAGUGUUCUGAAGACUUCGCGCGACCUGUCUCAUCAUCCAACAGUGGAAGAGGCGAUAGGUCUUUUCGAACGGCAGGCGCGACAAAUCCGCCAUGAAGAACGCCGGAAACGAGCUCUCGAAUUUGCCUGGAAGCAUCGCCGAACCGUGGGUUCUAUGGCUCUGGCAAUUGUCAUCGGUGCUGCCUCUAUCUACAUUCGGAAGAAGGGGCUUGACACCUCCAUCUGGUCGUAUUUGGGUCGACUCCAGACCAUGGUCCUCGGGUAG